Molecule: messenger RNA, 312 nt
Organism: Rotaria sp. Silwood2
Lineage: Eukaryota; Metazoa; Rotifera; Eurotatoria; Philodinida; Philodinidae
Source: the annotation of a GenBank genome assembly
AUGUGGCGAUUUAUACAAUGCUUGAAAGAAGAGGAGAGUGUUGUAUCUCAUAGAAUGGUUCAAACUGGUUUAGGUUUUUCUUCAACUAGACCAUCAAAAACAACACGUGCGGCAGCACGUAAAACUAAACAAGUUGGGAAACUAUUGAAUUUAUUACAGUUAAAUAAGAGAUCAUUGAUUGAUACAAUAAUGUCAUUUGCAUAUCUAGUUGGUGAACCAGUUGCCCGCGGAAGAAAAGGAAAGAAAAAUAAAAAUAACAUUUCAAAAUCUGAUUCAUCAUCACCAUCAAGUUCAAUAAUAGAUUCUGACUAA